Molecule: messenger RNA, 2712 nt
Organism: Saccharomycodes ludwigii
Lineage: Eukaryota; Fungi; Ascomycota; Saccharomycetes; Saccharomycodales; Saccharomycodaceae
Product: serine/threonine-protein kinase
Exons: 1
Coding region: 1-2712 (903 amino acids)
Biological process (GO): protein phosphorylation
Molecular function (GO): protein serine/threonine kinase activity; ATP binding
Source: RefSeq, a predicted model, not a curated record
AUGUUUUCCUCAUGGAAAAUUGGCAAGAAAUUUAAUUUUGGAAGUAGCAAUAAUAACAAUACCAAUUCUGAAAGUAAUAAUAAUAGCAACAACACCGGCAACUCCGAAAAAAACAGCGAAUCAUCUCACAAUUUUUUACAUCACCACCACCAUCAUAAUCACCACCACAAUCAAAGUAAUGACAGUACUGGGAAAAGACUAAGCAAUAUUGUUGCAACUAACAACGAUUACGAUACAGGAAAUACCAAUAGCAGUAGAAAACAAACUAUUGUAGCCACUCCUACUUCUGUAGCACCUUCUGUUUCUAAUUCUAAUUUUACUGGUGUUUCUGCUAGGCCAUCUAUGGAUAGCACCUUUACCACCAACAGUAAUAGCACUGGAACAACGACCACUAGUAGUAGUACUGGUGUGUCCAAUGCUAACAAUAAUGGUGCUUCUUCAGCUAUUUCCACUUUUUCCAAUAAUUUUUCUUCAUCCUCAGUAAAUGUUAACAAAAGUAUUAAUGCUAACUUAAAUAAUCUUUAUGCAGAACAUGGUAGUACUAUAACAGCAGGUAAUAACAACAGUACUAAUAAAGUAGACCAUGCUUUAACCGACAAUAAUUCAAUUCCACCAUUGAAUUCCAAUGAAACUGUAGAACCCCGCAAUGAUAAUGAAUUAUUUAACACUCCCACAAGCACCUGUUUACGUGGUAUUAUGACCAUUAAAAUAUAUUCAGGUGAUAAUUUUAUUUUACCAUUUCCCAUUUCUUAUAACCAGCCUAUUUUAUCAAGAUUAUUAGAUUCCCAGCAAAAUCAAGUUUCCUUGUUAGAUAAUUUGAAUAAAUAUAUGGAAUCUUUAUCGUUAACUAAUAAGGAUGGCGAUAAAAAUGAUAAUCUUGGCGAUGUUUUAUUAAGUAACGACAAUUAUUCAAAUACUGGAGGUAUCAAUGUUGCCACAAACAAUAAUAACGCAAAUAUAUCAAAUAAUUUUGGAAAUAAUAUUAAUAACGACAGCAAAGGUGGUAAUUUUACUUCUGAUAAUCUGGAUGGUAAUAAUGGUAAUAUUUCUACAGCUAAUAAUAAUAGUAUUAAAGAUAAUAACAUGAACAUUAAUGACAGUAAAACCACAAAUAGCAAUAACGGUACUAGUAACGACAACAACGACGACAAUAACAACAACAACAACAACAACAACAACAACAACAACAGCAACAACAACAAUAGUGACAAUAAUGGGAAUAACAACAAUGUUAACGAGGAAAUUAGUGGCAACGUUGCAACAAAAUUUAUUCCAGCAACUAUUACGUUGCCAGGUUCUGCAGAAUUGAAUCCGUUAAUCUAUUUCACCAUUGAAUUUGAUAAUACUACUGCUACAAUUGAACCAGAAUCUGGUACAAUUUAUCAUCCGGUUUUUAAUAAAAUUAGUACCUUUGAUGUAACCAGACCUUUGCCAUUUUUAAAAAUUGAUGUUUUUUGCAGAAUCCCAUCUAUUUUACUACCACCAGACAUCUUACAGAAAAAAAAACGUUUCCCCAAUCAUGUUAGAGAUAUGUUGGAUAAAAUUAUAAACAACCAAGACAUUCAUUUGGACUCAUUCAAUCUACCAUUGAAUCUACAUUUUACUUCUCAAAGCAAUAUUAGAAUUUAUAACCAUAAAUGGAUUGUUUUGGAAGAAAAUAAAAGUAGAUUAAACAUUAGCAUAGAUUAUAAGCCAGUAACCUCCAAAAAAUUAUCCAUUGACGAUUUUGAAUUGUUAAAAGUCAUUGGAAAAGGUUCAUUCGGCAAAGUUAUGCAAGUACGCAAGAAGGAUACCAAUAAAAUUUAUGCUUUGAAAGCACUCAGAAAAUCAUAUAUUGUAUCGAAUUCAGAAGUUACACAUACUUUAGCAGAAAGAACAGUUUUAGCAAGGGUUAAUAACCCUUUCAUUGUUCCGCUAAAAUUUUCUUUCCAAUCCAGGGAAAAAUUGUAUUUGGUACUAGCUUUCAUUAAUGGUGGCGAAUUGUUCUAUCAUUUACAAAGAGAGGGGAGAUUCAGCUUGUCUCGUUCUAGAUUUUAUGCUGCCGAGCUAUUGUGUGCUUUAGAAAGUUUACACAGCUUAAAUGUGAUUUACAGAGAUUUGAAACCUGAAAAUAUUCUAUUAGAUUAUCAAGGUCACAUAGCCUUGUGUGAUUUUGGUUUAUGUAAGUUAGAUAUGAAGGAUAAAGACAAAACUAGCACUUUUUGUGGUACACCAGAAUAUCUAGCGCCUGAAUUAUUACUAGGUGAUGGUUAUACAAGGGUUGUUGAUUGGUGGACAUUGGGUGUCUUAUUGUACGAGAUGUUAACUGGGUUGCCUCCAUAUUACGAUGAAGAUGUUCCUACAAUGUAUAAAAAGAUUUUACAAGAACCUUUAAGAUUUCCUGAAGGAUUCGAUGAAAACGCAAAAGAUUUGUUGAUUAAAUUAUUAAAUAGAGAUCCAAAGAAGAGAUUAGGCUCUAGUGGUGCCGAACAGAUUAAACAACAUGUCUUUUUCAGUCAAUUAAGUUGGAAAAGAUUAAUGAUGAAGGGUUACAUCCCACCUUAUAAGCCACCUGUGGCUAAUGCCAUGGAUACCUCUAAUUUCGACUCUGAAUUUACUAAGGAAAGACCGGUGGAUAGUGUGGUUAAUGAUUAUUUAAGCGAAUCUGUCCAACAGCAGUUUGGUGGUUGGACUUAUGUAGGUAAUGAACAAUUGGGUAGUUCCAUGAACUAA